Messenger RNA from Branchiostoma floridae (Florida lancelet), 1706 nucleotides. Its product is annotated as zinc finger protein 782-like. Lineage: Eukaryota; Metazoa; Chordata; Leptocardii; Amphioxiformes; Branchiostomatidae. The record is from RefSeq and is a predicted model, not a curated record. Gene Ontology annotation, cellular component: nucleus. The transcript is spliced from 2 exons. Gene Ontology annotation, molecular function: DNA-binding transcription factor activity, RNA polymerase II-specific; RNA polymerase II cis-regulatory region sequence-specific DNA binding. Gene Ontology annotation, biological process: central nervous system development; regulation of transcription by RNA polymerase II. Bases 281 to 952 code for a protein of 223 amino acids.
UCGGAGCAGACACGUACACACUUCUGCGUCUUAGUCCAAGCAAGACUCUUAGAUAGUUACAUCUAUCUCUUUGUCCACGGGAAAGGGACUCGUUACCGCCAGUAUUCACACGUGUCAGAGACCUACUCAACAUGGCGACCCCGGCUGUAUCUCAUCUGGUAAAUGAGAAGGGAAGUAACGGACGUGGAGAAGAUAUUCCGCGUACACACAAGUGUGGCGAGUGCGGCAAGGAGUUUCGUCGACUGCGUGACUUGAAGGUACACAUGCGGAGAGACCGUUUAUGUGCGAGGAUUGCGGCAAACAUUUUAGUGUGCUGAGUCAUCUGAAGAGACACAUGCGGACUCAUACCGGUGAGAAGCCGUAUAGGUGCGAUGAAUGCAGCAAACAGUUCAGUGCGCUGUUUAAUCUGAAGCAGCAUAUGAAGACUCAUACUGGUGAGAAACCUUACAGAUGUGAGGAGUGCAGCAGGCAGUUUAGUGAGCAGGGUUCUCUGAAGAAGCAUGUGAGGACACACACUGGUGAACAACCGUACAAAUGUGAGGAGUGCGGCAGACAGUUCAGUGAGCUAGGUAAUCUGAAGAAGCAUAUAAUGACUCACACAGGUGAAAAACCUCACAAGUGUGAGGAGUGCGGCAAACAGUUUAGUCAGCUUGGUGAUCUGAAGAGCCACAUACGGACACAUACAAGUGAGAAGCCCUACUUGUGUGAUGAAUGCAGCAAACAGUUUACUUACCAGAGUGGCCUGAAGAAACAUAUGCGGACUCAUACCGGUGAAAAGCCAUACAGAUGUGAGGAGUGCGGCAGACAGUUCAGUGUGCUUGGCCACCUGAAGAGCCACAUGCGGACUCAUACCUGUGAGAAGCCAUAUAAGUGCGAUGAAUGCAGCAAACAGUUUAGUCAUCAUAGUAAUCUGAAGAGACAUAUGAUGAACCACAAUGCCCUACAGAUGUGAGGAAUGACAGUGUUAUGCGCUGGGUUAUCUAACUAGGCAUCAUGCGGACUCACUCUGGCAAAAAGCAUAUGAGCAGUGAAGACAGUGCAACAGACAGGUUAUCUAAAGAGCCACAUAUAUGGGAUUUAUACUGGUGGAACCCUACAGGUGUACAUUAUGCAAUAUUAGCUUCUGCCAGUUAGACCAUCUACAGAGCCACAAGCGAACCCACAGCAAAGUUCACAGCUGCCGGUGUGAAAGUUACGGACACGUUCGACAGCAGGGAAAAUCGGAAGCAGCGAACAGAAGCCACGAACCAACGUUCGUAUGUGUAUAUAAUUCACUGGCACUGAUACAAUAUGUAGGCUUCGUUGUAGAAUUUGUUGAUUAUACUUAGUAUGUUGAUAUUUGAAGACAAUUGCGUAUUUUCGUAAACUGUUUGCGUACAGAUUUCCCUAACUAAUGUGGAGAUAAGAAAGUUCAAGUUGCUGUUGGGGUCUUUGUUUAGGAAUAGUGGUAGUUUUGACACGUAGAAGUUUUCUGCCAAAUCAACCAUUGAAUUUUUUUUAGUUUCAUAUUUUGCUUUUGUAUAGAAUGCUAAAAUGCAAGAUUGCUAGGACAUAGUUGUUUAGAAUAAUUCAGAUGUAUCUGCAGAUUUAUAAUAUUUGAGUAGCUACAUGUACAUGGUAUGAACAGGAACUGUUUAUUGUUUCUUUUUAGAGUAAUACUAUGAAACAUGUAACGCUAGUUCACCUUUAUUCGCAGCGUAACCUUU